Messenger RNA from Adineta ricciae, 2295 nucleotides. The record is from the annotation of a GenBank genome assembly. NCBI's taxonomy places the organism in Eukaryota, Metazoa, Rotifera, Eurotatoria, Adinetida, Adinetidae.
AUGUAUGCUCUCGUACGAAUAUUUUUAAUUAAAAUUGUCUUUGUAUAUAGCCAAUCGGACCAUUUUCCCGAUUGUGCAUCAGGACCACUUUCGAAAUUUCCAAUAUGUGAUCAAACAAUUCCAUCUCGAGAGCGUGCUGCCGAUUUAAUAAGUCGUAUGACUAUUGAUGAAAAAAUUUCGCAAAUGAUAACAACUGCAUCUGCUAUACCACGCCUCGGUUUACCUCAAUAUGAAUGGUGGUCAGAAGCUUUGCAUGGUUUAGCGUUUUCACCUGGUGUCUCAUUUAACGGAAGCAUUUCAGCAGCAACUUCAUUCCCCAUGCCAAUUAAUUUCGGCGCUUCAUUCAACAUGCGUCUAGUUCAUCGUAUGGCGAAUAUCAUAUCGACCGAAGCACGAGCAUUCAAUAACGAAGGUCAAGCAGGUUUAACUUUUUUCACACCUACAGUAAAUAUAUUUCGAGAUCCAAGAUGGGGCCGUGGUCAAGAAACUCCAGGCGAAGAUCCAUUUCUUGUAGCAGAAUAUGCCUAUGCAUUAGUACAAGGUUUACAAGGUGGUGAAGAUGCACGUUAUUUGAAAAUCGCUGCAGAUUGUAAAGCGUAUAAUGCGUAUGAUUUAGAAAAUUGGAAUGGCACCGAUCGUUUUCAUUUUAAUGCGAUUAUUAGUGAUCAGGAUUUAGUUGAAACAUAUUUACCACCAUUUGAAAAGUGUAUUCGAGAUGCACGCGUGGCGAGUAUUAUGUGCAGUUACAACUCAAUUAAUGGAAUACCAAAUUGUGCCAAUCAAUUUGAACUGGAGAUAUUGGCACGAGAAUCAUUUCAUCUUGAUGGCUUUGUUGUUAGCGAUUGUGGAGCAAUAUCAACCAUUAUGUACACACAUAACUACACAUCGACUGUAGAGGAAACAGUCGCUGUUGCACUACACGCCGGUACGGAUCUCAAUUGUGGUUAUUUCUAUUAUAAUUACACGAAGCAAGCACUUGAAAAACAGACAAUUGUUGAAGCAGAUAUUGAUCGUGCACUAGAACGUACGUUUAAUAUUUUAAUUCGACUCGGUUGGUUUGAUCCUCCUGAACAGCAAUAUUAUCGACAGCUAACAAAAGAUGAUGUUGAUACACACGAAGCACGGCAGUUGUCGCUGGAAAGCGCUCAAGAAAGUAUUGUGUUACUGAAGAAUAUGAAUCAAUCAUUGCCAUUAGAUCGCGAUCGCUUACUCAAUAAGAGAAUUGCUUUGAUUGGACCGACAGCGAAUGCAACAGAACUCAUGCAAGGAAGUUAUUUCGGUAAAGCUCCAUUUCUUAUCGACCCAGUAACAGCGAUAAAAGUGUUAACAACAGGAAAAUCGAUUGAUGUACAAUUCGUCAUUGGUUGUAAGAUAAAUGGUUCAGACGAAAGUGGCUUUUCAGCAGCUAUUGAAUUAGCUCGAACAGCGGAUGUCGUUAUUUUCUUCGGUGGACUUGACCAGACAAUCGAAGGUGAAACGAUCGAUCGUGUGUCGAUUGCAAUGCCUGAUAUUCAACUGAAACUUUUACAACAACUUGAAAGAGUUGUUCAAUCGCCCAUUCAUGUCGUGAUUAUGUCCGGUAGUGGUUUAGAUUUAACGUAUGUUCGUGAUUCACCUCGAUUCGGUAGUCUCAUUUGGAUGGGUUACGCUGGACAAUCUGGUGGUUUAGCAAUAGCAAAUGUUAUCUUUGGCGAAUACAAUCCCGCUGGACGUUUACCGAUUACGAUAUAUCCAGCGUCGUAUGUCGAUGCUGUUAGUAUGUUUGACAUGCAAAUGCGACCAUCGAAAAGUAAUCCCGGUCGAACGUAUAAAUUCUAUACAGGUGAAGCUGUUUAUGAGUUCGGCACUGGCCUUUCCUAUACAACGUUUCGUUACUCAUGGAGCAAUAAUACAGCGCAACGAUCAUAUUCAAUAUCCUCAUUGAUUGAAAACAAGAAUGAUGCACAUCGUGUUCUUAUUCGAUUAUUUCGCGUGAACGUGACUAACAUCGGUACGAUGCCGGGUGACGAUGUAAUACUGGCAUUUGUCAAAGCAUCGAAUACAGUCAUCAAUGAAUCAAUCUUACCGAUCAAACAGCUGUUCGGUUUUGAUCGUAUUCAUUUAGGGAUCAAUGAAACAAAAGAAGUUUUCUUUCCACUCAAUGUCGAACAUUUAUUAAUCGUUGAACAAGACGGGACAAAAUGGCUCUAUCCAGGUACAUACAAUGUACUCAUCGGACAACAGCUUGUAUAUGCAAUUGAAUUGUAUGGACCAUUUAUUCAAUGGCAAUCAAAAAGACAGUUUUCAUCCUCAUGA